This is a messenger RNA of Condylostylus longicornis, 657 nucleotides long. RefSeq lists its product as uncharacterized. The coding region runs from base 1 to 657 and encodes 218 amino acids. The transcript has 3 exons. NCBI's taxonomy places the organism in Eukaryota, Metazoa, Arthropoda, Insecta, Diptera, Dolichopodidae. The record is from RefSeq and is a predicted model, not a curated record.
AUGAACUUUAUUUUGGGCGACUUUAAUGCAGAGGUUGGAAUUGAAGAAACGAGAAACGUAACCGGAUCAUUUGGAUUAGGAAACAGAAAUGAGAGAGGGGAACGGCUCGUAGAAUUUUGCCAAGAAAAGCGUCUUCAAAUAAUGAAUACUUUGUUUUCACUACCACCACGAAGAUUGUAUACAUGGAAAUCUCCACAAGACAAUGAUGAAAAUAUUAUCAAAACCGAAUUAUCUACAAGGAUUACUAGUCAAUUAAGGCGUGUUCGAGGCGAAGAAAAUAUAUGGCAAUAUACAAAAACGAUACUUUAUGAUUCAGCCAAAAACAUUUUAGGGACUAAAAAAUAUGUUGCAAAGCAAAGAUGGAUGACACCAGAAAUCUUACAAUUAAUGGACCAGAGACAGCUUCGCAAAAGCAAGGAUGCUGCAGAAUACAAACAUCAUCGCGGCCAAAUUAUUAUUGAUAGUAACGAAAGAACAAAGCUCUGGGAAGAAUAUGUGAAAAAACUCUUUGAACACUGUGAACGAUCAACUCAUCUUCAAAUAUCCACAGAGCUGUCGGGGCCUCCAAUUACUAUGGAUGAAAUCAAAAGUGCUAUACGUUCAUCUGAAAACAAAAAAGCUGUUGGACCAGACGAUAUACCUGCCGAAAUUAACUGA